This is a messenger RNA of Eucalyptus grandis, 2750 nucleotides long. Its product is annotated as formin-like protein 8. Gene Ontology annotation, biological process: actin cytoskeleton organization; actin nucleation. NCBI's taxonomy places the organism in Eukaryota, Viridiplantae, Streptophyta, Magnoliopsida, Myrtales, Myrtaceae. Gene Ontology annotation, molecular function: actin filament binding. The record is from RefSeq and is a predicted model, not a curated record.
GAGACCAAAAGCCAAAAGACAGCAGCUGACCUUCUCCUCUUCCUCCGUUUCAUCAUCUUGCAGAACAGGAGAAAAGCGACAGAAGAUUUUGGUCUCUUUCUCUGCGGUUUUGAUCCGACAACGCUCUCCCAUGGCCUCGUUUCUUCACCGAAGAUCCUCCGUUCUCAUGUGGGUUCUCUUCCUCGCGUUUGUCUCCUACACCCGCCUCGUCAACGGCGGGCAGAACAUCGAGGUUUUCUAUCCAGGCUCGGCCCCCGUCCCAGCUCCUACCCCUCCAACCAUCCCUACGGCCUCCCCGCCGCUUCCGCCACCUCCGCCUCCGCCUCCGCCUCCGCCGCCGGUAGGAUUGCCGCAGCCCACGCCGGCCCCUUCGUCUUCUGGGUCGGACAAACAGAUCAUAGCCACGGCGGUCGUCGCCACCGCGGCCAGCACGGUGGUGAUUUCGGGGCUCGUCUUCUUUCUGCUCAAGAGGCGAGCGGUCGCGCGGCGGAGGAAGGAGGAGAGCGGCUCCGGUGGCGGCCUCCCGACGAUCUCGCGCGACGACUUUACGCGGUUCGAUGGUAAUAUUAAGGGGCUGAUAGUGGAUGAGAAUGGACUGGACGUUCUUUACUGGAGGAAGCUUCAGGGGAGGAGUGGCAAGAACUUCGAGAAGCAGGCUUUGCCAAGCCCGAAAGAUGGAGGAGAAGCGGAGGAGGAAGGCACGGCGCCUGGAAGAGGUCGCUGGAGAAACUCCGAGCCCGUCCAGGAAUUCCCUUUGCUAGAGAAGUCCACGACUUCCUACGGCCAGUACAAACCAGAAGCAAACGACCCGGUUCAGAACGCCACGCCUGCUUUUCCGACUCCUCCGCCUGCCGGUCACCCACUAGAGGCUGUGGAGAAAUCCACCACGUCAACUCGACCGCCAAAUGCUAUUGCUCCGCCGGUGCCACCAACAGCACCACCUGCUCCACCAUUAGCACCACCCAAAAGGUUAAUGGAGAUACUCACCUCAUCAGCAAUCGGAGCAGAUACAAGGGCCGCAUCACCACCUCCUCCACCAAUCCCAGCCGCGAGAGUGCCACCACCUCCUCCACCUCCGAAGGCGGGUGGUCCAGCUUCAUCACUGAAACCUCCCCCGCCACUGCCAAAAGCAAUGCCAGGGCCCAAUAAACUAGAGGAAUCAUUAUCGGGGAGCGCUCAAACCGGAAAAGAUCAGGUGAAGCUGAAGCCACUGCACUGGGAUAAGGUCAACAUUGCCAACACGGAACAUUCGAUGGUGUGGAACAAAAUCGAUGGUGGUUCUUUCAAGUUUGACGAUGAUCUGAUGACAGCUCUAUUCGGAUCUGUCGCCACCAACCGCAAAUCUCCUCGAGGGAAAACCAGUUCAGCGAUUCCUAGUGCUGUCACUCCAGGCCCAUCAGGACAGAUCUUUAUACUCGAUCCUCGAAGGUCGCAGAACAUUGCGAUUGUGCUCAAGUCUCUGGCUGUUUCCCGCAAAGAAAUUCUCAGUGUGCUCACCGAAGGCCAAGGCCUAAAUGCCGAUACUCUCGAAAAGCUUGACAGGAUUACCCCCACGAAAGAAGAGGAAGCCCAGAUCCUCGGAUUCGCUGGCGACCCCACAAGACUUGCCGAUGCAGAGUCUUUCCUCUACCACAUCCUCAAAGCUGUCCCCUCCGCUUUCACUCGUUUUAGCGCCAUGCUGUUUAGGCUGAACUACGAAUCAGAGACCCUGCAGCUAAAGGAAUCUUUACAAACACUUGAGUCGGGCUGCAAGGAACUUCGAUCACGAGGACUCUUCAUGAAACUUUUGGAAGCGAUUCUUAAGGCUGGCAAUCACAUGAAUGCUGGAACUUCCCGAGGAAAUGCGCAAGCCUUCAACCUCACCUCUCUGCGGAAACUCUCCGAUGUCAAAAGCACCGAUGGAAAGACUACCUUGCUUCACUUUGUCGUGGAAGAGGUGGUCCGAGCAGAAGAACGCUGUGUUGCCAACCGGAACCAUAGCUUGAGCCGCACCAGCAGCCAGAGCAGCAGUGCAAGCACACACUCUGAGCAUAGGAUGUCAGGAGAGGAAAGAGAGAAGGAGUACAUGAUGUUAGGAUUGCCGAUCAUAGGAGGUCUCAGCGCUGAGUUCUCUAACGUGAAGAAAGCCGCAGCAAUUGACUAUGAAACCUUCGCUGCCUCAUGUGCAGCUCUUACAUCCCGUACAGAGGAAAUCCGGCAACUCGUGUCUCGAGGUACUAGGGACGGAGGAGGGUUCGUGAGAGUAAUGCAAGGAUUUCUCAAAGCUGCCAAAGAAGAAUUGAGUGCCUUGAGGACAGAUCAGGCAGCUGUGAUGGAGAUGGUAAAGAGGACAACUGAGUACUACCAACCAGGGGCCUCAAAGGACAAAGGAGCAAACCCACUUCAGCUGUUUGUUAUUGUUAAGGAUUUCCUGAACAUGGUUGAUCAGGCGUGUGUGGAAAUUGCUCGAAACCAGCAGAGGAAGAAAACAGCGACCGCAAGCACAGGGUCAUCAUCGCCAACAUCUCCAGCAACAAGACCCCCUGUAAGGUUUCCAAAGUUGCCACCGCAUUUCCUGUCGGAGAAGUCCUGGAGCAUGUCUAGUGGAUCUGAUUCAGAUUUAUGAUUCGGCUCGUAUUUGAAAGCGAACAGGCUAAUGUGUAUAGGCAUCAUAGAAAGUGUACUAUACGAGCAAGCAUCGAGCAUUCUUUCAUUUGCAUCAUAUUCUUUCCCAAUUAUUGGUAAAUAUGAUCGUGUAUAUCGUUUUUCUU